GGUAAAGUUGGAAUGUGGACCCCGAUGGUGUGGCUGUUACCGUUGUUCCUAGCAUGGCCGGCGGCUCACCGUGCAGUGGCAACCGUGAACGAUCUCCAGAACACCGGCGGCGAUCUCCCCAGAUCACAGGGAAUCCCGCUACACGUCCUGGACUCGCUCGUGGAAGACCAGGUUGCGGACGACGGCCAGCGCUACGACAUCGACGCCAGUUCUCCGGACGAGACCGCCGACGUCAAGCGGGCGCCGAGUCAGCUCAGCCGCCUCAACUUGGGAGAGGGGUACAGUCGCUACGGGCGGGGGUACCUCCAGCAGCUGAUGAGCAGUCUCGGGUCGGGGUACAACAGAUCUAACCGCAAGUCCCUCACACGGCACAACAUCGACCUCGGGUACAGUCGCUACGGACGCUCUCCGAACCAGCUCAACCGCCACCAGCUAGGGAAAGGCUUCAGUCGGUACGGCCGGGCACCCAAGCCCAUCAACCGCUUCGACUUGGGACUUGGAUACAACCGCUACGGGCGAACCUCCAAGCCUCUCAACCGUUUCGACUUGGGGCUCGGCUACAAUCGCUACGGCCGUUCACCCAAGCCCCUCAACCGCUUCAACUUGGGGUCGGGAUAUAACCGCUACGGGCGAACCUCCAAGCCCCUCAGCCGAUUCGACUUGGGGCUCGGCUACAAUCGCUACGGGCGGGCACCCAAGCCUCUCAGCCGCUUCGACUUGGGAACCGGCUACAACAGGUACGGACGGGCGGAAGAGGUGACACCUUCACCCGAACAGGCCGACAACAGCGACGUCGGUGGGAGUACUGACGGCAACUGGCAGUCCCAGAGGUGGCAGAACCAGCCGGGCUACGGCGAGCCAGACUCAGCAGGAGAAGACAACGAGUCGACAGGACUCAUGCCUUACGACAAAGACGACUCUGCGCUGCCAGCUCGACCAAUCAGCCCACGGCACAUUCGUGACGUCAUGACACCCUUCAGGAGCUGGCUACCUGCGCAUGCGCGGUCAUUCGACGAGGCUACCGAGUCAUGAUGACGUAGCAGAAAGCAAGAAAACACCGACUCAAUGAGUCCAAUUUUAAAAGAAGGAAACUAUCGGAGAGAAAAAAGGACUACAGCUUUCUAGACUACCAAACAUGCCAUUGUUGCAUGUUUGGACAUUCAUGUUGUUAGAUAUAUAGGUUAAAGAUGGUCAAAUGAUUGUAUUUUCUCUCUUAAGACGAAGUACAGGAAUAAAGCAUACGUUUUAUCACAACUAUGAGCUGUGUUGAAGACAGUGGCGGUACAUUAUGUAAUGCUUUAUGGUGUUUUCAGUAUUGUGUUUCAUGAUAUGAUGAAGAAAAUACA
Branchiostoma floridae (Florida lancelet) is the source of this 1346-nucleotide messenger RNA. RefSeq lists its product as uncharacterized. The record is from RefSeq and is a predicted model, not a curated record. Bases 13 to 1032 code for a protein of 339 amino acids. NCBI's taxonomy places the organism in Eukaryota, Metazoa, Chordata, Leptocardii, Amphioxiformes, Branchiostomatidae. The transcript has 2 exons.